AUGGAUACCCUGAGUAACAGCUCAAGUGUUUCUGAAUUUAUCCUGCUGGGACUUUGUAGUUCUCAAGAACUCCAAAUACUCUUCUUUGCAAUGUUCUUUCUUGUUUAUAUAGCCAUCAUAGUGGGAAACCUCCUCAUUGUGAUCACUGUGAUAUUUGACAACCAUCUUCAUUCCCCCAUGUAUUUUCUUCUGGCAAAUUUAUCAUUUUUUGACUUAUGUCUUUCCUCUGUGGCAACUCCCAAAGUGAUUGCAGACUUUCUUAGAAAACACAAGACCAUCUCCUUGUGGGGUUGCAUGGCCCAGAUGUUUUUUAUGCACUUCUUUGGGGGCGGUGAGAUGUCUCUUCUGAUAGCCAUGGCCAUUGACAGGUACGUUGCCAUAUGCAAACCCUUGCACUAUAAGACCAUCAUGAAUCACAGAGUGCUCAUGGUGUUUCUAUUGCUCUCAUGGGCAAUUGGGUUCACACAUACCACAAGCCAAAUGGCUUUCACUGUGGGUUUGCCUUUCUGUGGCCCCAAUGUUGUGGACAGCAUUUUCUGUGACCUCCCCCUGGUCAUCAAGCUUGCCUGCACUGAAACCUAUAUCCUAGAGCUCUUGGUGAUUGCAGACAGUGGGCUUCUGUCCCUGGUCUGCUUCAUUCUGUUGCUCGUAUCUUACAUCAUCAUGUUGGUUACCAUCAGGCAGCAUUCCUCCAGUGCAUCCUCUAAGGCUGUAUCCACAUUAUCUGCUCACAUCACUGUUGUAAUUCUCUUCUUUGUUCCAGCUAUCUUCAUCUAUGCUUUUCCAUUCAAUAGUUAUUCUGUAGAUAAGUUUCUUUCUGUGUUUUAUUCUAUAAUCACCCCCCUCCUUAAUCCAAUUAUUUAUACUCUGAGGAAUCAGGAAAUGAAAGCAGCCAUUAAGAGACUGAGCAGCCAGUAUAUUGGCUCUUGGCUGGACCUUUAA
This is a messenger RNA of Carlito syrichta (Philippine tarsier), 942 nucleotides long. Its product is annotated as olfactory receptor 4K13-like. Gene Ontology annotation, cellular component: membrane. The record is from RefSeq and is a predicted model, not a curated record. NCBI's taxonomy places the organism in Eukaryota, Metazoa, Chordata, Mammalia, Primates, Tarsiidae. Gene Ontology annotation, molecular function: olfactory receptor activity; G protein-coupled receptor activity. The coding region runs from base 1 to 942 and encodes 313 amino acids. Gene Ontology annotation, biological process: G protein-coupled receptor signaling pathway. The transcript has a single exon.